AUUACAGCCUAACUUGGCCUAUUUUUCUCUCACACUUUUUUAAGGGAAUGCUCUUCUCUUCCUCCCUUUUUGUCCCGCCGGAUACUUGACAUUGAAUCGUUUUGUGGGACUCCGUGUUGCCGGCUUCUUUUUCCCACCCCAACCCCAACCCCAACCCCAACCCCAACCCCAACCCCAACCCAUCAUACAUUUUUGUUAGCAAAAAUUGUUGAUGGGUUUACAAAGCCGUCGCGACUGCCACCAACAGCCACCUUCUCAUCAACGCCAAGGAUCAUCAUGCUCUAACCAAGACUUUGACCUUGACCUUGACCUUUCGUGGCCGUUUGGGAAGUUAAAUGGGGUCGAUAAGGAUGACAUACGUGAGACUUCUUACGAGGUGUUCUUCACCUCGUGCAGGUCUUCCCCAGGGUUCGGGGGAAGAACUGCCUUGGCAUUCUAUUCACAUAAUAAUGAUCAUCAUGGAGAUACUUGUCAUGGCAAUAACAGUGGACCAGGGUCGGCAGCGCGUGCGAAUGGGGUGGGGAUGGUGACAAAUAGUAGGAUAAAAAGGGCGUUAGGGUUGCGGACCCUUAAGCGAAUGCCUUCUAGGAGAUCAUCCCUUGGCGGGGCCGUUAUGACGACCGGCCCGUCUUCACCUCAUGCUUAUGGUCAUUCACACAACUCAAGUAUCCCCGGGAUUUCGUUCACUGUUCCUAGUAGAACGUCGCGGCGACCUUUAACAUCAGCCGAGAUAAUGAGGUUGCAAAUGAGGGUCACUGAGCAAGGUGAUAAUAGGCUUCGUAAGACGCUUAUGAGAACUCUUGUUGGCCAAAUGGGCAGGCGAGCAGAGACAAUAAUCCUUCCACUUGAGCUACUUCGUCAUUUAAAGCCAUCGGAAUUUAGAGACCAUGCAGAAUACCACUUUUGGCAAAAAAGACAGCUAAAGAUACUCGAAACCGGGUUGAUUCUUCAUCCAUCAAUCCCUCUUGAGAAACGAAACUCAUGUGCUAUAAAGCUUAAAGAAAUAAUGCGAGCCAACGAAGAUAGGCCUAUUGACACCAGCAAAAAUUCAGAGACCAUGAAACAAUUAUGCAAUUGUGUCCUCUCCCUAGCUUGGCGGGGGGCGAAUGGUAAUCCUACCGAUGUAUGUCACUGGGCAGAUGGACACCCACUCAAUCUACACUUAUAUAUUGCAUUGCUCCAGUCGAUAUUUGACCACAAGGAUGAGACCGGUGUCUUAGAUGAGGUAGAUGAGCUCAUGGAGCUAAUGAAAAAGACAUGGUCUACCUUUGGGAUCACUAGACCUGUACACAAUGUGUGCUUCACUUGGGUGCUUUUCCAGCAGUAUGUUAUCACAGGACAGACCGAGCCUGAUCUUUUGUGCGGGACAUUGAGUAUGCUAGUUGAGGUGGAUAAUGAUGCUAAGAAGCCGGGAGAUAGAGAGGAAAAUUAUGUGAAAACUCUGGCUUCUGUAAUGACCUCGAUUAUUGGAUGGUCAGAGAAGAAAUUGCUUAAUUAUCAUGAGGGAAUCUGUAAGAGUAGUGCUCAUGUGAUCAUGGAGAAUCUACUUCCUCUGGUUCUGCAGGCAAGAAAGAUACUGGAUGAAGAUGUUUCUGCAACCAUAAUUGCCAGGCAAGAACAUGGAGUGGGGAUUGAGACACCGCCUGAGUUGGCUGGAAAUCGGGUUGACUACUACAUUCGUUCCUCGGUGCGAAAUUCAUUCUCAAAGAUAGCAGAAAGUAUGAAUAUAGCCGGUAUGCAACUAGAGGGAGAGAAAGAGGUGAGUGAAGCACUCGUAAAUUUAGCACAAGGGACAGAAGAACUGGCUGCAAAAGAGAAGGAAACUUACAGCAACAGUUUAAAAAGAUGGCACCCGGUAUCUGCUGCAAUAGCAUCUGUCACAUUGCAUAAUUGUUAUGGAGCAAUAUUGCAGCAAUAUCUAUCUGGGGUAUCAAUGCUCACAACAGAGGCCAUCAAUGUGCUCCAUAAGGCUGGGAGACUUGAAAAGAUUUUGGUGCAAAUGGUGGUUGAAGACACGGUUGAUUGUGAAGAUGGAGGAAAGUCCAUUGUUAGAGAGAUGGUCCCUUAUGAAGUUGACUCAAUCAUUAUAAGGCUUUUAAGAAAAUGGAUCGAGGAGAGGCUUCGAAAGGGAAGAGAUUGUGUUCAAAGAGCCAAGGAAACUGAAACAUGGAAUCCAAAGUCAAAAGCAGAGCCAUUCGCGCAAUCAGCAGUUGAACUAAUGCAGAUAGCUAAGCAAACUAUUGACGAUUUCUUUGAGAUUCCUGUUGGACUCUCUGAUGAUUUAGUCCAAGAUCUAGCUGAUGGUCUCGAACGCGUAAUCCGAGAAUAUUCAAGCUUUGUUGCUGGUUGUGGAACAAAGCAGAGCUAUGUCCCAACCCUUCCUCCUCUAACAAGAUGCAAUCGAGAUUCCAAGUUUGUCAAACUUUGGAAAAGAGCAGGUUGUAGUGUUGGCAUGCAAGAGCUCCACCAUUACAUGGCUGCAAUCGAAGGUCAUCAUGCACGCCCAUCAACAAGUCGUGGGACACAACGCCUCUACAUCCGCCUCAACACCUUACACUACCUCCUCUCCCACCUCAACUCCCUUGACAAGACCCUUGCCUUAUCCCCAAGAGUCAACCCUAAUACCCAAAAGCGCUACCCUAAUAGCCGGAGAAACCUAGGAAACUCCACCACCUACUUCGAGCUUGCACGUGCCUCAAUGCAAGGCGCCAUCCAACAUGUUGGUGAGGUGUCUGCCUACCGACUUAUCUUCUUAGACUCAAAUUCCAUUUUCUAUGAGUGCCUUUAUGUCUUUAGUGUGUCUAAUUCAAGGAUAAGGCCCGCUUUGAGGAUUCUUAAGCAAAACCUCACACUAUUAGGCGCGAUUUUGAUUGAUCAUGCUCAACCACUAGCAGUAAAAGAGGUGAUGAAGGCAGCAUUUGAAGCAUACUUAAUGGUGUUACUUGCAGGAGGAUGUACUCGUACCUUUUACAGGUCAGACUAUGACAUGAUUGAAGAGGACUUUGAGUGCUUGAAACGGGUUUUUUGCACAAGCGGGGUAGGACUGAUAGCCGAGGAUGAUGUUGACAAAGAAGCAGAGGUGGUACAAGGAGUGGUUGACCUCAUGGGACAGCCCACCGAGCAACUAGUAGAGGACUUCAGCAUCGUAGCUUGUGAAAGGAGUGGCAUGGGGAUCAAUGCAGCAGCAAAGAAGUUACCAAUGCCACCAACAACAGGAAGGUGGAAUAGAUCAGAUCCCAACACAAUACUCAGAGUAUUAUGUCAUAGAAAUGAUAGAUCAGCAAAUCAUUUUUUGAAAAGAACAUUUCAGUUGCCCAAGAGAAGAUGAUGAUAACAACAACGACAAUGGUCAUGAUGAUGCUGAUGCAUCUCUAUCUUUGUAGCUUGAGCUUUAGAGUUUGUAAAGUUGGGUGAUUACAUGGAAACCAAUAUGCUUUUAAACCAUUUUUCUGAAAUCCAAAGACAUAUAUAGUUUCAUUUUGCAGCAGAAAAUUGUGAAGGAGAUUAACGUACUGUACAAAAAUUGUACCGAUGUUUAUCAGAAUUCAGAGCAUUUACCCCAUGGAGGAGAUCUUGUACUUAAUUUUUUCUCCUCUUUUUAUUUCCCUUCCCUAAUUUCUUAUUGAGGAUGACAUGUUCAAUCUUGUUAAUGAAUAAUAGGCAUGCUGUGUAGCCUUUGGAAGUGGUUCACCGUA
Molecule: messenger RNA, 3695 nt
Organism: Spinacia oleracea (spinach)
Lineage: Eukaryota; Viridiplantae; Streptophyta; Magnoliopsida; Caryophyllales; Amaranthaceae
Product: protein unc-13 homolog
Exons: 5
Coding region: 212-3328 (1038 amino acids)
Source: RefSeq, a predicted model, not a curated record